AUGUCCGAAUCAGCCGGUGGCCCUGGCACCCCUUUUGACUCGCGAAUCUUCUCCCGAGUUGAGGGAUCAAGGUCGAUUUGGCAGGACCGGCCCAAGUCGCAGCAUUUUUACUCGCAGUCUGGUGCUGUCAAUGGCGGCGCCGGUAGCCCGUUUCCGGCGGUGAAUACCGCUUCGUCGAGCUCGGCCUCGUUGAUUGGUUCGGGCGCUGCUGCUGGCGCGUCCAAUUCGUCGUCAUCGUCUUCGUCGCUGUAUUUACCGUUCCAGUCUGACCAGCAGCAGCUGACUGGCGAGUCGGUUCCAGUUCCGGUUUCGUCAGCGUCAUCAUCGUCGUCGCCAGGUACAGCUUUUAGGUCCCGUGCAAGAGCAGGAACUCUGCCCUCAAGACUGUCACCAGGUUUGAUUGGCUCUAGAGGAAUCGGUUCUGGUAUUCCUGGCGUUUCUGGUGCUAACAGUAUCGGAUUGAAUGCCCCGUCGUUGUCCGGUUUGUCGAGUAACUCGUCGUCUUUGGGCAGUUUAGCGCUGCUGGGCCCGGAUAACUCGUCGCCUGUCGAGUCGCCUAUUAUCAAACCACAGAUUUCUCACAAAUCGUCGUCGAGUUCCGUGUCAAUAUCCAUUUAUGAAGACCAGCCACUGUCUCCGUUUCCUCAGAUUCCUCAGAGAUCUGGAGCUGCUGCCGGUCCUGUUAGUCAGGGCUCGCUCGGUUCGUUGGGCUCAAUAGCUUCGGUUUCGACUACUGCAUUACCUUCAAAUAACCCGGUAACUUCGAGUAUAGGAGGUCCAGCCGGUCCUGGCUCGGCUUCUCGUCUUAGAUCCGGUUCGUUGAAUCUUCUUCCUGAAAAUAGACCUUCGUUUGCCCCAUUUGGCCCUUCAAUUUGGGCUUCUUCGACCUCGUCUUCUUCAGUUGAAACCACUACUAACACCACCACCAGCACCAAAAAUAAUGAGUCUGCUCGUUUGAAUAAUGUCAGUAGUGUUUUUAAUGACCAAUUGACGGGUGUCGGUGCGAGUGCUGCUCCAGAGAAUGUCGACUCUCAGAACGACCCAAUGCAGCCUUUUUUGACCGAGCUGUCUCUUAGAACCGAUGUUAAUAGACUGAGAUCGUACACUCUGACGAGCCCUGCGUAUCCUUUUGAGGUCGAUGAUGGUGUCGAUGAGUCGUACUAUCAGCAGCAGAGGCUACAACAGCAGCAGCAGCAUCAGCUACAUCAGCAACAGCACCAACAACAACAGCAACAACAACAACAACAGCAACAACAUCAACAACAACAUCAGCAACAUCAACAACAUCAACAACAUCAACAUCAUCAUCAUCAGCAUCAACAGUUUCAAUACCAACAACAAAACCAACAACAAAAUCAGAUCCCCGUGUCUAUGGCCGGUAGGGCCCAUUUACAUAACCUGCUAAGUCCAAAUCGACCAAGAGCUCAGACUGUGACGGCUGGUUUGGAGCACGGAGGCAGUGGCCAGUACUCGAGAUUCAAGCCCCAACCGCCUCAAGUGCUACUUCGUCAACAACAGCAACAGCAGCCACAAGAACAGCAGCAGUUGCAUUUACACCAGCAACAGCAACAACAGCCACAGGUACAGGUGCAAUAUCAACAACAAACACCGCUGCAACAACUUCAACAACCCCAGUCACAGCAGUCGCAAAUUCCCGAGUCACAACAACAACAGUUUAAUCAACAACUUGAAUACCUCGAUAACUCAAAUAUUAACAGUUCUUUUGAAGACUCGACUGGACCAACUCGGUCACUAUGGCUCGGUAAUUUGCCUCCCUCGACUACCUCGUACACUUUACAAGCCAUCUUCUCCGGGUAUGGAGCUAUUGAGUCUGCACGCGUCUUGACUCAUAAACAGUGUGGAUUUAUCAAUUUCUCCUCGGUUGAGAGUGCUGUACAAGCUAGAGCGGUGCUUAAUGGUAAAGAGUUGUUUCCUGGAUCUGGCCCUUGUCGAGUUGGUUAUGCCAAAGUAAUGGCUGCCACUCAAAUUUCUGGUCAUAACCGGUCUCAAUCCAACUCUCCUGAACUUGCUGACCAAUCUAAUAAUUCCAAUAGCACUAAUGAGGUUGAAUAUGCUGUAGUUGAUAGAGAGUCGACUUCAACUGGUACCAACGGCACUAAUAACAAUUCCGCCAUGAUUGAUAAACCAAAAGCCCUGUCAGAAAUUGCUAAUGACAUGGCUGCAAUUGUUACUAGCCUUGGUGCUGAUAGUCAAGAGUCAGAUGCUACUGCUGCUUCUAUUAAACGAGCUUUGACAUUUACUGACUUUAAAUCGGAAAUUCCUCCUGUCAACGAACCCAAAGCUGAUCGUGUUUAUGAUGCACCAACACUUCGUGAAGUUCGUAAAAAGGUUGAUAGUGGCACAUGCAGUCAGCAAGAAAUUGAUGAAAUUGCCCUUGAUUUGCUCGACGAGAUUGCCGAUUUGGCCAGUGAUUAUGUCGGUAAUACCGUAGUACAGAAACUUUUUGACAGUUGCUCGGAGAGCGUCAAGGAUCUGAUGUUGGUUCAGAUUGCUCCAUUUCUGGCACAAAUUGGUGUUCACAAGAACGGAACAUGGGCUGCUCAGAAAAUCAUUGAUGUUGCUGCUACAAAGCGUCAAAUUAACAUGAUUUGCGACGCCCUGAGACCAUAUACAGUUCAUCUGUUUGUUGACCAGUUUGGCAACUACGUCAUUCAGUGUUGUUUGAAGUUUGGUGGACCAUGGAAUGAUUUUAUUUUCGAGACCAUGUUGUCGCAGUUUUGGGAAAUCGCCCAAAGCCGGUUUGGUGCUAGAGCUAUGAGAGCCUGUCUCGAAAGUCAUUAUGUAAGCAAACAACAACAGAGAAUGUUGGCUGCUGCAAUUACAUUGCAUGCUGUUCAACUCGCCACUAAUACUAAUGGUGCUCUAUUGCUUACUUGGUUCCUGGAUACUUGUACAUUGCCCAAUCGUCACUUGAUUCUGGCUCCAAGAUUAACUCCCGAUAUUGUGGCUUUGUGCACCCAUAAAUUGGCUUCUUUGACGGUGUUAAAGGUCGUCAACUACAAAGCUGAAUCUGGAGCUCGUCAAUUGCUAUUUGACAUCUUGUUUUAUUCUGAUAGCGACAAGAUCCUUGAUGAAAUUAUUAGUGAUCCUUCUCACGGUGCUUCAUUUGUAUAUAAGAUUGUUUCGGCACCGUUGUUGCUUGAAGGACAGGAUCGCCAGGUGGCUUUGAAUAAGAUUCGCAAGAUUCUCAUUGCUAAUAAAGCCUUACCAAGCCAGGGUUACAAGCGAUUGAUGGAUGAAGUUGGACUUUCUACAAGAUCUAGUAAUACCCCUAGCAAUGGUAACGGCAACAAUUCUAACGGGUCAGGAGCUGCAAACAGCUUCCAACAAUCACCAACCAAGCGUAGAAGUGGUCUCAGCACUACAAAUAUCGGUAAUGGUGGUAAUUCUAGAGUGUCUGUGCCUACUCAUCAAAAGAUCCAGCCACAACUUCAACAACCACAACAUCAUCAGCAUCAACAGCAGCAACUUCAACCACAACAACAGCAACUGUUUUACUCACAAGUGUCUGCUAAACCUCAACCAAUGAUGUCUCAUCAAAUUUUUGAUAAUGGCGUGUACGGAUACGAUUCUUUCCAAGAACAAUCUGUUCCCGUGCCUUAUGAAACAAAUAUGGCUGCCUUCAAUCAACAGUUUGAUCAACUUAUGCUGAACAAUAAUGGACCUCAACAAUAUCAAUAUCCAGUUGACGGAGCCUUGGCCACUAAUGUUGGUUCUGGACCAAUGUCGGGUCCUGGUCAGAUUCCUGAAUAUUUCAACAAGGGUCCUGGUUUCAUGCCCCCUCCUCCACCUCCUCAGGGAAUUAUGAAUUCAAACAUGGGUGGCUAUGUACCUUCUAUUGUCCAAUUAGAGGAUAGAUCUGGAGCUUCCGAUUCAUCUGGUGUAGGUUCUGCUGUUUCUGAUGGGUAUUGGUUUUCUUUAUGCAUUGAUUCGGUGUCCACUUGGAUAGGGUCUGUAACAGUUUCCUCAGCUGGCUCUUCAACUGGCUCCUCAGCUGGUUCCUUGACUAGCUCUUCGACUGGUUCCUCAGCUGGUUCCUCGAUUGGCUCCUUGACUGGCUCCUCGACGGGUUCCUCGAUUGACACCUCGAAUGGUUCCUUGAUCUCCUUGACUGCUUCCUCAACUGGAUCUUCAACUGGCUCAUCAACUGGCUCCUCAAUUGACUCUUCUACUGGCUCUUCAACCGGCUCAUCGACUGGCUCCUCGACUGGCUCUUCGACUGGCUCCUCGACUGGCUCUUCGACUGGCUCCUCGACUGGCUCUUCGACUGGCUCUUCGCCUGGCCCUUCGACUGGCUCCUCGACUGGCUCUUCGACUGGCUCCUCGACUGGCUCUUCGACUGACUCUUCAACUGGCUCUUCAACUGGCUCUUCGGCUGACUCUUCAACCGGCUCAUCAACUAGCUCUUCGGCUGACUCUUCAACCGGCUCAUCAACGGGUUCGCCAACGGGCUCUUCGAUUGGCUCAAUAACCUCCUCGACGCUUUCCACUAAUACCUGCUUCGUUCUCUUUAAAACCUCUCCUGGCUGA
Messenger RNA from Sugiyamaella lignohabitans, 4551 nucleotides. RefSeq names its product Puf2p (gene PUF2). NCBI's taxonomy places the organism in Eukaryota, Fungi, Ascomycota, Dipodascomycetes, Dipodascales, Trichomonascaceae. The record is from RefSeq and is a predicted model, not a curated record. Gene Ontology annotation, molecular function: RNA binding. The coding region runs from base 1 to 4551 and encodes 1516 amino acids. The transcript has 3 exons.